AUGUGUAUAUUUUUGGACUGCCUAACAAGCCCAUGGCUAAUUUGGCCGGCAGUAACUGCCCUACUGCUCUACUUUAUCAGAGAAUACAUGCAAGGUGGGCAGUUUACCAAGCAAACUGAUGAAAGCGGCAAGGUGGUAAUUGUUACAGGCUCCAAUACGGGCAUAGGUAAGGAGACGGCGCUGGAGCUGGCACGACGUGGUGCUACGGUCUAUCUGGCCUGUAGGGACAAGCAGCGUGCGGAGCUGGCGCGUAAAUUUAUAAUAAAAGAGACGCAAAAUAAGAACGUUUACUUUUUGGAGCUGGAUCUAUCUUCUCUAGAGUCUGUAAGACAAUUUGUUGUCAAAUUCAAGCAACAACAGAGCCAGUUGCAUGUACUGAUCAACAAUGCGGGCAUUUGCUACGCUCCUAAAGGGCGCACCAAAGAUGGCUUUGAACUGCACUUGGGUGUCAAUCACUUGGGUCACUUUUUAUUGACUAUUUUGUUGUUGGAUUUACUUAAGAAGUCCACACCAAGUCGCAUAGUUAACGUUUCAAGCAUGAUGCAUGCCUAUGCCAAGCUAGAUCGCGAUGAUUUGCAAAGUGAUAAGUCGUAUAAUCCUAUUGAGGCCUACAGUCGCAGCAAACUAGCAAACGUCCUGUUCACACGCGAGUUGGCCAAGCACUUGGCAGGCACACGCGUCACAGUGAAUGCCUUGCAUCCCGGCGUGGUAGAUACUGAAAUCUUAAGAGAAUUUACUCUCGCGCAGACAACAUUUGUCAAAACAUUUUUGAAGCCACUGUUUAGACCGUUUGUGAAGACAGCCAAGAGCGGUGCACAGACCACAUUAUAUGUCGCCUUGAGUCCCGAGCUGGAGCAGCAGAGCGGCUUGUAUUUCAGCGAUUGUAAGCCACGAGAGUUAGCAGCUGCUGGCAUGGAUGACCAACUGGCCCAAUGGCUUUGGGCAGAGAGCAUCAAGCUAACACAGGCACCAACGGAGCAGCUUUAACUCGAGCAUAAGCGUUUU
This is a messenger RNA of Drosophila busckii, 1005 nucleotides long. Its product is annotated as retinol dehydrogenase 12. The transcript is spliced from 5 exons. The record is from RefSeq and is a predicted model, not a curated record. The coding region runs from base 1 to 987 and encodes 328 amino acids. NCBI's taxonomy places the organism in Eukaryota, Metazoa, Arthropoda, Insecta, Diptera, Drosophilidae.